GCGUACAGUAACAUGACAGCGGCUAGCAAACAUCUCAUCUGCCUGGCUCAACGACGUUAUGGUUUCGCUAGCUGCGUGUUUUUGUCCUGUUUUUGAAUAGUUUUCCUCAUUUGCACGCAGCUACAGCUUAGCACGUGCAGCUCGAGCUGUUUAACAAGUAGCCAGAUCGUUUGUCACGCUUAAAAUACCGAAACCAGCGAUUGUUUGGACUUUUGGAGGCCGUGCAUUCAUUUUAAAACCUAUUUUCAGCACAAUUUUUCCGCGACCAAUCAAGAUUUUUUUCUUUUUUAUUCUAUACAGCAUAUUAUUGCCUACCACCUCGCUUAAAAGGCACAUCAAAUUGACGUUUUAUUUUAUAACAACAGCGAGAAUUGCGGUUGAACGCUGUUUGUUUUCCAGCCAGCUACCAGCACAGCAGCACCAAAGCUCUGCAAAUAAUAUCACCAGCUGCUCAAAUACACUUUUUUUUUUUGUCUGUGUGACAAGCUAUACAAUCUGGCAACCAGUGUCCUCAUCAGGUCGAUCUGACUAACCUGUCAAUCCAUUGUUUUUAUUUUGCUCAUUUAUUUCCAGACUCAGCGGUGCUCUCUAGUUAACAGCGUUUGCUGUCACUAUCAGAGCCUAAAAUUGACCAAGUACAGAGAACUAAAGCUGUGAGCUCCUAUCUGUUAGACAGCUCAUCUAUAAAAGUCUUUAGACCUUCCUGAGUGUCACCACUUACAUGCUUUCAGGAAGAGUUGCCAGAUUUUGCAAACCUGGAAGGGUUUCUGUUGUUGUCCGUGUCGUGUUCUUCUCACAGUUUUAACAACUGAUGUCCAACAUCUCGUUUAAUAUGAACAGGACUAGUUAAUUGUAGUUAUUUUCGGCAGCUGAGGGACAUUUUUAUUCGGUUUUUAUCAUUCAUCAUUUUCGAAACCAGCGUGUUAAUUUGUAAUUUUUUUUUGUCCAUUCGUUUUUACACAUCUUUUAUCAACAUCACCCCUCACAUCUAAACAUUUCCCUCGCUGCCUUGUACAAAAUAAUUCAUUUAGUAAAUUCGCCUGACAGGAUUUUUGUUCAAACUCUGAACGCUGGAAGAGGAAGAAGCGUGAAGGAACGAAAGGCUGCUGCUUGUUUUUUUCCUCGUUUAUAUCUGACCCGGAUUGUCGUUUUAUAUCGUUGUUUAUUGCUUAAAAUGACGGCUAUCGAGAAACUGCAGAUGUUGAUCGAAGCAGCUGAAUAUCUUGACCGAAGAGAAAGAGAAGCAGAGCACGGUUAUGCCUCCAUGUUACCCUUCACCAGCAACAAAGAGAGGGAUGGCUUGAAGCGAAAAAUCAAAAGCAAGAAAAAUUGCAGCAGCAGGUCUACACACAACGAGAUGGAGAAGAACCGGAGGGCACAUUUACGGCUGUGUUUGGAGCGCUUGAAAUCCCUCGUGCCCUUAGGACCAGAGUCAAACAGGCACACAACCCUCAGCCUGCUCAUGAGGGCCAAGGAACACAUCAAGAGGUUGGAGGACAGCGAGAGGAAGGCCCAGCACACUAUAGACCAGCUGCAGAGAGAACAGCGGCACCUGCGCAGGCGUCUGGAGCAGCUGGGUGUGGAGCGCACACGCAUGGACAGCAUGGGCUCCACCAUCUCUUCAGACAAAUCCGACUCCGACCAAGAAGAGGUGGAUGUUGACGUGGAGGGCACAGACUAUCUGCUGGGUGACCUGGAGUGGAGCACCAGCAGCGUGAGCGACUCGGACGAGCGGGGAAGCUUGCGCAGUAGCUGCAGCGAUGAAGGCUAUUCCAGUGCAAGUCUCCGUCGCCUCGCCAAUUCUCAGGAGAACAGCCUGGUGCUGGCCUGCAGUCUAUAAGAGCACAGAUCACUCCUAGGCCACUCAUCCCGCACCACUUCAACCUGUACCUCCAGUCACCUACGCACGGCUCCUCCUCCUCUAACACUUGAAAGGUGUCAGCUCCUUCACAGCUCUUAUUCUUGCUCCAGUCCAAAGGAGGAAACACGGGAGAAAAGUAUUGGAUUUGGAUGAGCCGCUCACCAACCAGACCUCAUAUAUGCCGCACUGACAUCCCCUCACCUUCGCCCAAUCAGAUCUUCCCACUAGCGAUGCGCAUUAUUAUUGUAAAGUUUGAUCAAAUCAGCUGAUAAUGUUAGCUUCGGAUAUGUUAGAAUGAUAUUGAAAUUCUGCCUUGCCGAUUAGAUGAUGUUGAUUUAUGACACUGCAGUAACUUAAUUGUCCACUAGGAGUAGCUAGCAGUAAGAUUUACAUUCACAAAAGUUUCAUUGUUUAUAAUUGCCAGAUUUAAAACGCAGAUUUGACUCGAUGUAUGAUGUACAACAUCAGUAAUCUAUUUAUUAACAGUCACCACCCUCUCCUGGUCCCGGUGACCACCCAGUAAGACUAUUCGUAUGAAUGGAAUCUGUCGAAAGGCCCGUUCACACCGUUCGUGUUUUCACAUCGUGUUUUCCUUCGAUGUUUAAUGUCUCGUGACUAAAUAAAGGGCGGCAAUGUGAUCGUGCACACCAACGCGCAAAACAACAGGCGUCAUUUUUUUUUAAAUGCCUCAUGCUCGUUUUCUUUUCCACCAUCUAGAUUGCCACUGUUGUUCACAUGCCUGGAGCUGGUAAAGUUAAAGUAAACAGCAUUUGGAGGUGCUCAAGCACAAAACUUUCAAUGCGAGCACACAUUAAAGAAGAUGCCCAGAGGCAAUAUGAACGUAGCGCUGCUUAUUGCACUGGUAAACAAAAAUAAUUUGUUCAUCGCUAGAGCUGGAGCUGCUACUUGAACCAUCCAUGCUUAUUUGAAUAACCAGUAACUUUAACAAACGUGUCAACUUUCUGUCUUCUUCUGUGUUACAAGCGGGUGUCAGAAGCUUUUGGGUUCGAUUGGGUUUGAAUCCGGAAAAACAUCUCGAAAACGCUGAAGAUAAACGCAAAAGAAAAGCAUCCCGGUGUCUACGAGCCUUAAGGUUGUUUUCACACCUGCCUUAUUUAGUUCGGUUGAAUCACACUAGAGUUCGUUUUUCCUCUUGAUGCGGUUCGUUUGGGCAGGUGUGAAUGUAGCAGUUGCACUCGAGUGCACACCAAAAGCGGACCAAAAAAGUGUACCAAGACCUCUUUAAAUAGUUGGUCUUGGUACGCUUUCAGACUAACCGUGGAGCAGUUAAUUUGUGUUGAGAACAUGAUCCGAACUAGAUGACUCUGAAGUGGUUUGCAAUUCGCUUUCGCCGCAUUAAAAUGCAUUAAAAUGCAUUAAAACAGUUUUCCAGCCACAGCUGCACUUCAUUUUCAAAAAUGGAUAGUUUAUCUAAAGUGACGUAUACAAACUAUAUAGUAUACUGUGACCAGAGAUACAGUCAGCCAGCACAGUCGUCCCUCUAUAGUAUAAAGCGACAUUUUGUGUCUGCCGGUUUGUGCACUUGCGGGAGUUCUGUUAGCAUUUUCCGGCACGUUAAUUCUGACCAUUCGAAAGCAAUUUAGAAAAAACAUCUGGCCAAUUAGUGAUGUGGAUUUUGUCACAUGACUGCAUUUUGGGUUUUUUCAACUGGUUCGGACCAAAGCAAUCCGUGUGGUGUGAAAAGGAGCUAAAAACGGCAGAAAACUGCUACAAUGUAGUUUAUGUUGUUCUUAGUCUAGACCAAAUGACCCGAACCACUGAUGUGAAACACCCUGAAAGGAGAAACCAUUUUUCCCCAAUCAGCCUCCUCCAAGGGUUCUAUAAAGUCUGCUUACGAGGAAAUAAGAUUUAUUCUGAGGACGCAGAAAUUUUUUUAAAAGUAAAAUACUAAAAAUGAGUUUUGUUUUAUUAGUUUGAAGUUAGUUCUGUUCCGAUUAAAGGGUUAGUUCGCUUAAAAAUCGUGUCAUAAUUUACUCACAUUUCACUUGUCCAAAACCUGUUUUACUUUCUUUUGUCUGUUGAACACAAAAGAAGUUAUUUUGAAGAAUGCCGGAAAACAGCUACCAUUGACUUUUAUAGUAUUUGUUUUUCCAACUAAGAAAAAUGGUUACAGGUUUCCAGCAUUCUACAAAAUAUAUUCUUUUGUGUUCAACAGAAUAAAGUAACUCAUAAAGGUUUGCAACCACUUGAGGUUUAGUAAAUCGUGAGUAAAUAUUGAGUAUUGUGAGUAAAUCGUGAGUAAAUAUUUGUUAUUCAUUAUCAAUUAGCAUUGAUUGGUGUCAUCAAAUCAAGUCUGAUUUGAUUUAAUAAACAAGAGCUGCAGGUUAUGGAGAAUAAACAUUACAAACCUGACACUUAUAAAACAAAAAUCAGCAUCAUCUAUCGGCAUAUAGGAGUGAAAACAUAACAGCCUAUCAGAUAUCAGCGCAAAACUAAUAUCAUGCAUCACUAUUCCCACUCAUUUGCCUUCGCUCCCACCCCAUCAUCCAGGAGAGAGGCACCCGAUUUGAGACAUUUCUCAUCCCGAAAGCCCCCCUAAAGACCCUUAAAGACCUCAAGCCAGAUGAAGAAUGUGUACCAUACCACACCCACUGCCUAUUCACUGUCGCUCUCUGGGACAAUCACACCCAGGCUGACUUACACAGCCCUUUAUGUUCCUUCAAACAAAACUGUACCGUCCAGACACAGGGCUGACCAGUAAGCUAACCUACCAGAGCAUGGUAUUUUGCACUUAGAUGACGACGUCCGUAGGAGUGGCCUUUUAUAACACUCCAGUUUUGCCUCAUCCUGCAUAAUAAUAACCAAGGACCGGACUUUGGGGUGAAAGCUGCGAGAUCAAAGCAAAAAAAGGGCUACUUCUACCGUCCAGGCAAGGAUCGCUUUGUGUCAAAAA
Danio rerio (zebrafish) is the source of this 4775-nucleotide messenger RNA. The record is from RefSeq and is a predicted model, not a curated record. Lineage: Eukaryota; Metazoa; Chordata; Actinopteri; Cypriniformes; Danionidae.